GAGAAAUUGCGUACGGAAAAAGUGGUCCAAAGAGAACAUGGAUCACAUACACAACAACAUGUCUGUCACGUAUGUGACCACAAAAAAGAAGAUCCCCAGGCCACAAUUAAAGCCCAAUGCACAAGUUCCCAAGACAUUGGACAGGGACUUCGAAUCAGGGGGGAUUGGACCAUCCAAGAUUGAGGCAUGUUCUCAGAAGACUCAAAACAUAAAGAGGACAUACGCAAGAAAAAAGUACCAUGACCUGCAGCCUGUCUUCAUGAGUCCUCCAGGGGAUCCGACGAGUGAGUCGGCGGCGUCCUGCUCGGUCAUCGCCUCCAGCCUUAUCAAUGGGGCAGAGGAGCCCCAUAUGAGCCACCUGGGGCACCUAGGCCACAUGGGGCACAUGGCCUACCGGAUGCAGGCCAGAGAGCCGUGCUGCCACGUCAUGGAUGGCUUGAGGGCGACUGGUUCUCGUGUAGGUGGUGGCAUGAAGAGGAAGCAACCCGUAGAGGAGCCGUGCCGGUCCCCAGUCACAAGCCUCCCAGGUGUUAUACGAGAGUCAGUUCUUGUGGUGGAGCGUACAGACAGCAGUCAUCUGAUGCUGCCAUCUGAGGAGCCAAAGCCGAAAAUCUUCACCACAAAGAAGGAACCGCCGACUUAUCCACCAGGGAGUCAGGAAGAGAGGUGGCAGUUGCAGAUCUUGGGGAAGGGAAGAGUCACGUGUCCCAAGUGCAAAUCGGUUGGAAGGAAGACAGUCGAGGGUCUAAAGAAGCACAUGGAAUCGUGCAAUAUGCACCCCUUUACAUGUCCGCACUGUGGAAAACAGCUGAAAUCCUCAACGGGGAUGAAGUACCACCUCAUGGCUGACCACAACAACCUGCCUUUGCUGCAGGAAAGCAGUGGGAUGGACGACCAGGCGCUAAAAGAGAAGCUCAGGAAGAUUCUGAAAAGAAUGGGCAAACUGAAAUGCUCCAAAGAGGGAUGCAGUGGCAGCUUCACCAGCAUCAUGGGCUACCUGUAUCACACCAAGAAGUGCGGCAAGGAGGAGUCUGAGCUGGAGAAACUGCUGCUGAACUGCCAGCACUGUGGGAAGCCGUACCGCUCGAGGGCAGGCCUGGAGUAUCACCUGAAAUCUGAACAUGCCCCAGUCGUGACCUGUCCACAGACGCCCCAGAAGGCGGACGAGGAUGAGUCGAAGGCCCAGCAGGAGCCCAGUCCAGAGAGGACGCCCAGCGGCCGUGUGAAGCGCAUGUCUGCCCAGGUGGCCGUCUACCACCUGCAGGAGAUAGCCAAUGACGAGCUCAGUAAGGAGUGGCCCAAGAGGAAGGUGCAGCGGGACCUGGUCCCAGACGAUAAGAAGCUCAAAUAUGCUCGUCCUGGAUUGCCAGCUUUCAGUCAGGAGGUUCUGCGCAAGUGGAAGAAUGAAGUCAAACUGCAAAGAAAAGUGCAGUGCCCAAACCAGGGCUGUGGUGCAGUUUACACCAGUGUGUCUGGGUUGAAAGCCCACCUGGGUCUCUGUACAAUGGGAGAGUUUGAAGCUGGCAAAUACAAAUGCCUGAUAUGCCGUAAAGAGUUCAACUCUGAGAGUGGGGUGAAGUAUCACAUCAACUCUGUCCACUCUCAGGAGUGGUUUGUGGUGAGCAAAAAAGCCUCCAAGAACUUUGAGAAGCUGCUGAAGACGAAGCCCAGGGUGGUCGUGCCGGAGCCGACUAUCGAGCAGAACCCGGGCCUCCGCUUCACGCCGGGCCUCAACACCUGGCAGGAGAUGGGUCCACCGGUCGCGGCCGCCCCCUCCACCGUCAUCAUGGCCAACCCUGGGGCCGCGGAGGCCGAGGGCAAGAGGAAGGAGCAGGGCGAGAAGGACGAGGAGAAGGAAAGGGAGCGGGCUCGGGAGCAGGGGGGUCGGGAGAAGGACUGCUACGACUUUGACGGCAGCAACAGCAGCAGCAGCAGCGGCGGCAGCUCUAGCAGCGAGUCGGAGGCUGAGGACGUGGCCAUGCAGACGGGGCAGGACACGUGGGCCCUGAAGAGGCCGCCUGUCACCGACGCCCACCACACCGUCCCUCCCCCACUUCCUGCCAAGCAGACCAGGGGUAACCCCUAACUGGCACUCCUGCCCUCCGUCUGUUUGUGGUCCAACCCAGCAUCAUUGGGUUCUCAGACGUUGUCCUUUCAUGUGAAUCAUGAGUGCAACUUUAAUGUACUACAAGUAGUACAGCAACAGUCAGUUUUAACCAACCAAGAGUAACUGUGUUUACUUUUGACACAUUGACAUCCGUGUGCCGGUGUUUUUUUUUUUUUUUGUCUGUUGACUUCAA
Messenger RNA from Alosa sapidissima (American shad), 2300 nucleotides. It is a transcript of the gene znf512, whose product is annotated as zinc finger protein 512. The record is from RefSeq and is a predicted model, not a curated record. Gene Ontology annotation, molecular function: zinc ion binding. The transcript is spliced from 16 exons. Lineage: Eukaryota; Metazoa; Chordata; Actinopteri; Clupeiformes; Clupeidae. Bases 38 to 2086 code for a protein of 682 amino acids.